AAUUCAAACCUUCAACGGUCAUCUCAUCGGCUAUCCAUGUCAUUUGCUUUUUCUUAAUCUUUUUCCAUUUACAAAAACAAAAGCAAAACAGGUGGGUUUGAUCUUAUGCAACAAAUUACUAGUGGGUCUGAUUUGAUUCGAUAAAAUAUGAAGUGGGUCUGAUCAUAUCCAGCAAAUUGUGGAUUUGAUUGAAUUCAGCAAAUUGUGGAUUUGAUUGAAUUCAACAAAAUAACAUCAGGGUUUGAUGUUCCUAGUCCAGAGAAAUAUUCAUCUGUAUUUGAUCUGAUUUUACCAAUGAUAUACGAGAUACUACAACCUUUUUGAGGUGGAGGAAGAAAGAUAUUGCAGAUCAAAUAUGAAUUCGUCUACUAAGCAAACGAGACCCCCAGGGAGUGCACAGAAGAAUAGUCCUUGCACUCACAAGGAAAAUCACGAGGAGGUAGGUGCCAGCCCUUUGGAUAAGAGGCAGAAGAUUGGGCGUGACAUUUUUGGGGCUGGUAAAGCAAUGGCGUCCCCUAAGAUCAGGGCUAGGCAGGCCUUUUCUGAGGUACAUAAUAUGGGUCAAGAACCUGCUGUAGAUGUUGCUACUAACAAUGGUAACCACACUGAUGCGAUUGGCGAAGAACUUACCAAGGAAGAUGUGGAGGCCCUGCUCAACAUGAAGAUGAAAGGAAAAACUAAAUUUGAUUACAAGGGCAAGACUGAACAAAUGACUGACUACAUAAAGAAACUCCGAGCUUGCAUUCGGUGGCUUCAGGAACUAGAAGAAUCCUCCACUUUACAAAAGCAACAUGUGCAGAAUCAACUGUUGAAUGAGAGAAAUGAACAUAAACAGACUGAGGAUGCUUUCAAAGAGAGGGAACAAGAGUUACAACUGACCAUCGUGGAUCUUAACAAAACUUGCUCCAGCCUAGAAGAUAGGCUUCAAAAAGCAGAAGCUGAGAAACAGGCUAUAAUUGAAGAUAAGAAAAGAGAGAUAGAAGCGCGUGAAGAAGCAGAGAAGAAACAGAGACAAUUGUCUGAGGAGCUUGUAAAAGCUCAGAAAGAAGCCUCAGGUGCAAAUCAACAGGUGGCUUCUCUUCAGGACAUCAAUAAGCGUUUGCAAGAGUACAAUGCUAGUCUGCAGCAGUACAAUGGCAAGCUUCAAAGUGAUGCUGCAUCUGCUGCAGAGACUAUAUCUAAAGUCCAGAAAGAAAAAUCCACUAUGAUGGAAACUCUCAGUACUCUAAGAGGCCAUUCUGCAGCUGUUCAAGAGCAACUAGCUACUGUUAGAGCCUCACAUCAGGAAUGUGCAAAUCAGAAAAAGGCCUUGAUGGAAGAGAAUGAUCACCUGCGUGGGGAUCUUCAGCGAGCUAUAGAUGAAAGAGACCAACAGAUUGCACUAGUGCAAACUUUGACAGUUGAAGUUGGAAAAUACAAAGAAUGCACUGGCAAGACUGCUGCAGAGCUUGAGCAGCUUGCCACAAAGACAACAGUUUUAGAGGAGAGCUUUUCCUCUCAGAGUGAACAUGUAAGAAACUUGUGUAUAAAGCUUGAAGUUGCAAACCAUAAGUUACAGAUACAAGAGUCAUCUGUAUUGCAACAAAGAGAAGUAUAUGCUGAGCAGAAACAAAAGAUUGAAGUACUACAAAGACGGCUUGAAGAAGCUGAACUUCAAAUUUUUGAAGGAGAGCUUGUAAGGAGAAAGUUGCACAACACCAUCUUGGAACUCAAGGGAAAUAUCAGGGUCUUUUGUAGAGUGAGGCCAAUAAUGCCGGAAGAUGAAUGCACAGGUUCAGAUUCAUUGGUUGUGCAAUAUCCUGCAUCAGCUGAGCUCAUUGGCCGAGGCAUUGAUCUAAUUCAGAGUCCAGGACAAAAGCAUCCCUUUAUCUUUGACAAGGUAUUUGGACCAGAAGCUGGGCAAGAGGAGGUCUUUGUAGAGAUAUCCCAGCUUGUUCAAAGUGCUUUAGAUGGAUAUAAGGUAUGUAUUUUUGCAUAUGGACAAACUGGAUCAGGAAAAACGCAUACAAUGAUAGGUAGAACAGAUGUUGAAAAUCAGAAAGGUGUCAUACCAAGAUCUCUGGAACAAAUUUUCAAAACUAGCCAAUCACUUGCCUCUCAAGGAUGGAGCUUCAGAAUGCAGGCAUCAAUGUUGGAGAUUUACAAUGAAACCAUUCGAGAUCUUUUGGUGAGUAAUAAGCCCUCUAAUGCAGAUGGCACACGAAUCGAGAAUGGUACUAAGCAAUAUACUAUCAAGCAUGACCAAAAUGGAAAUACAAAUGUCUCAGACCUUACCAUAGUUGAUGUUACUAGCUCGAAGGAGGUUUCUUCUCUAUUGCACAGGGCAUUUCAGAGCAGGUCAGUGGGAAAAACGGCAAUGAAUGAGCAAUCAUCUAGGAGCCAUUGUGUAUUCACUUUGCGCAUUUCAGGAGUAAAUGAGAGCACGGAGCAACAAGUCCAUGGAGUUCUCAAUCUGAUUGACUUGGCUGGAAGUGAACGCCUUUCUCGUAGUGGAUCAACUGGAGAGCGUCUGAAAGAAACUCAGUCUAUCAAUAAAAGUUUGUCCUGCUUAGGAGAUGUGAUUUUAGCUAUUGCAAACCGAGAACAACAUAUUCCAUAUAGAAACUCAAAGCUGACAUAUCUUCUUCAGCCAUGUCUUGGUGGAGAUUCAAAGACACUCAUGUUUGUCAAUAUAUCACCCGAUCCUAAGUCUUUGAAUGAAUCUUUAUGCUCUCUACGAUUUGCUGCAAAGGUGAACAGCUGUGACAUUGGAGUGCCUAGGCGACAAACACAUCCACGGACAGCAGAUUCUCGUUUGAGUUACAAUUAAAAGGGAUGAUACUUUAAGCACAUUAUUGGAUCAGAAUCUGUGACUAAUGUUCUAAUCUGUGAUGAGAUCAGAGAAAAUUUGGCAAUAUACUGUCUAUAGGGAGAAAACUCGUUUGUAUUGGGCAAAGGUAUUAUAGGGCAUUUUUAUGUAAGGUUAAUUGUUACAAUGUGUAAACUUAGGAAGACAUUCAUUAUGUAAGAUUGAGUGCUCAAUCCUGGUUGAAAAUUUGUGAGCAUGUCAUUGCUCCUGUAAACCAUAAAGAUUCAGUGCCUAAUGUAUCAUAAUAUUAAAUGCAUAUCAUCAGGGUAAUCAAGCUGAGCAGAGCUUAACAUGGAAAGCAGUGUUGCAAGCCAUAUUCUUAUGAAGAUAAUGCACACGGGUGGAAGUGAGGCUUGAGCCCUGAGCCUCACCAAUUCAAUAAAAAAAUCUUAUAUUGGCAUUUGCAAUUUAAAAACUGACUCUGAAACAUUGAAAACAGAGAUAA
This is a messenger RNA of Cryptomeria japonica (Japanese cedar), 3293 nucleotides long. RefSeq names its product kinesin-like protein KIN-14N. NCBI's taxonomy places the organism in Eukaryota, Viridiplantae, Streptophyta, Pinopsida, Cupressales, Cupressaceae. Gene Ontology annotation, molecular function: microtubule motor activity; microtubule binding; ATP binding. Bases 356 to 2809 code for a protein of 817 amino acids. The transcript is spliced from 17 exons. Gene Ontology annotation, biological process: microtubule-based movement. The record is from RefSeq and is a predicted model, not a curated record.